This is a messenger RNA of Staurois parvus, 351 nucleotides long. The record is from the annotation of a GenBank genome assembly. NCBI's taxonomy places the organism in Eukaryota, Metazoa, Chordata, Amphibia, Anura, Ranidae.
UCACGGAUAGGCGGCACUGAUAGGCGGCACUGCUAGGCAUUGACUGGUGCAACUGCUGGGCACUGACUGGCACAACCACUGGACACUGACUGGUGGCACUGAAUGGCAGCACUGCUGGGCACUGGUGGGCACAUGUGGGUGGCACUGCUGGGCACAGGUGUGUGGCACUGCUGGGUGGCACAGGUGGGUGGAACUGGUGGGUGGCACUGCUGGGCACCGAUCAUCAGGGAACUGAUCAUUAGUGCCCUGAUGAUCGGUACCGAUCCCUGCUCUGACAACUGCAGGUUCUUGGCAGUACUUUUCUCGCUCUCUGACAGUGUGAGGAAAGUGCAGCCGAGAACCGGCACUUGC